GCAGAGUGGCUCCAGGAGCAUUUUGCAUCGGCUCCAAGUGCAAAUACCGAGGACCCACCUUUCCCUUUAAACAUUCUUAAAGGCAAAGUAGGAUUAAACCGUCCCGGAUUGGUAAAGAAUGCAAGAUUAUAACCGUUUCAAAAUUGUUUACAGCGAGUCAGAUAGCAGACUGGGGAAGGGACACUGGGGAUAAGCAGCGAGAGAGGAAAGCAGUUCCCGGCAGGUGAAUCAAAGGUGAGGUUUGAGGAAACUUGGGGCGAGAACUUUGCAAAGCUUUCCAGGUGAAUUCAACUUCGCUGGUUCGAGGUUGCAUUUAUGUGUUAACAGCCUUGUUUACAAAUACAAAUAAAGAGAUAUUGACCGAGUCUGCAAAGUUAUAUUCCCCUACCACUUAUGAAAACCUCUUAAAGAAUAAAUUAAGAUUUAAAAAGAUUAAGUCUGGAGCUCCUGUGAAAUGCAUAGGUACUUUUUUUAAGGCAUUGAUUUGGUUGACGAAGUAAUCGACGGAGACCUGUAAAAGUGCAACAGGUGGAUUUUUGGGGACUGGACAAUGCUGGAUGGACCUGGGAGCUGGGCUGUGCACACUUCACACUAAGGACUGCAUUUCUGGAUGUGUUCCUGCCCCGGACCCUUGCUGCUGACCCGCGCCUCUCUUCUGCCUGGGGAACUGGAAGCCAUGCUCCGGGGCUUGGGGAGCACGGACACCACGGCUCAGACUUCCCUGGCGGGUUGGCAGCCACGUGGACAGAACCCCGGCUCUGGGACCCCGCGGCUGACCGAUCCGAUCCAGGAGUUCGCGGACACUUUGGCCCAGUUUAAGGACACGCUUCAGGUUGAAGCAGAUGUUCCUGUACAGCCUGAGCUGCUUCAGGAGCGCCUGAUGGCUAUGACAUUGGCUCUGGAGCUCGUCAUCGAUCACUAUCCAUCUCUGAAUCCGAACAACAUCCUCCUGGAGACUGCAGCCAUGAUGGUGAAUAUGGUGCAGGGUUUAAGUGCUCAGGACCAAAGCAAAGAAAAGCCAAGACGUUUCAGUGAAAUAUUCCGGGAGCUGGAUGCAUUUGAGAUUUCCUUUAGCAACUCCACGGUGGACCUUUUCAUGACAGAACCAGACAGCAGCUUAACUUCUCCAGAACAUUCUCCAGAGGAGGAGAGUCCGGUGAAUGAGGAUUUGCUCCCAGUAUGCCAUGAUCACGUAAUGGAGGAGCGGGAUGAGUUCCAAGCAUCAGUGCAAGAGGCUGAUGAAAUGCUGCUGAAGUGUGUAGGGGGUGUCGAUUCCGCACUGCUCUAUGCCAAACUCUGGGCCAAGUACACAAAGGACCUGUUGUCGUGGAUGGAGAAGCGGACUUCUGCUGAGAUUGAAUUCUCAAAGAACAUAAUUAAAAUGGCAGACACAAGCAAGAUCUUGAUCAACCAAGAGAAGUUCAUGCCUUUCCAAUACAUCUACACAAUGGCCUUGCAGCAUGACAUCCAACAAGGCGAGAAGACAAUUAAAACCAUGAGUUUGCUGCAGGAGGGUAAAUACAUAAAGCCGCUCAUGAUGAAGAAAAACGAGGUGGAGAAGCAGCGACGGGAGUUCAAGGAGCAGUGGCAAAAGGAGCAGCGCAGAAUGAAUGAUGCCUUAACAGCACUGCGGAAAUCUAAACACCUGUACUUCCAGCGCUGUGAGGAAUUCGAAAAGGCAAAGCAGCAAAGCGCCAAGGCUGAGGAAGAACAGAUUUCGCUGAGUAUGAGUGGCACUUAUCCAGGUAGUGCCAGCAAGCAACUCGAGAAACGCAGACGGUCAAAGGACGAAGCACAGUUGAAGGUUCAGGAGACUGAGAUGCAUUAUAAGAACUGUGUCCGUGAGGCCAACCUCAGACAUAAAGAAAUGGAGAAAAUGAAAGUCGAUAUCAUAACCCAGCUUCACAAACUCAUCUGCCAUGGUGACCACAUACUAAAAUUGGUCUCUAUGAACAUGUUCCAGAUGAAGCAGGAACAGAUCCAGCAGGUGCCAUUCUCCUUACAAAAACUGCAAGAGAACCUCAAAAUCCAUGAACCUGCCCAGAAAUAUGUUGAAUUCAUCCAAAACUUGGACAAGAAAAUGCUGUCCGCAGAGAGCUAUGAAUUUGAGGAGUUUUCUACUCCCAGUAGAAGGUCCUCCCCCACUGCAAGGAGAAAAAGUAUUGCCACAGUGGUCGAUCGAACGUCAGCAUCAUCUGGUGACUUCCCAAUUUUGCCAGAAGAGUUUGGAGGCAAACCCACGAUUCAGAAUACAGCUGGACUUAAAGCUGGCUUAAGUGAUUCAGAAAGCACUGGCGUCAGCAGCGAGUCUCGUUCCCUUGACUCACCGAUGUCCAGUCCAGCUCAUUUUCGAAGCAAAUUUCCAAAGACCACAGUACCAGGGAUGUCUCCAGAUGAUUUCGAAGAGAGGGAUGGGAGCCAUUUACAAGAUAAUGAUUUGGCAGAUUUACUUAAUGAGACAUUGAAAACGCCACCAACUUUCAAAAACAGUGUGCUAUCUAAAGCUGCACAAACACACCGAUUUCGAAAACUCAGAGCCCCAACCAAAUGCCGAGAGUGUGACAGCCUUAUUGUGGUGAAUGGCGCUGAGUGUGAGGAGUGUUACCUGGCAUGUCAUAGAAAGUGUCUUGAGUCCAUUGCAAUUUUGUGCGGGCACCGUAAAUUGCAGACCAAGAUCUCUCUAUUUGGAGUCGACUUUGCCCAGGCGCCGAGAGAGUCAGCUGAUGAGGUGCCUUUCAUUAUCAGAAACUGCACGGCAGAGAUAGAACGACGGGCAAUAGGCGUACAGGGCAUCUAUCGAAUAAAUGGUUCAAAGAUGCGCAUCGCCAAACUGCGUCAGUCCUUUGAAAACGGGAGGGGCCUCACUGACAUGUCUGAAAACUCGCCUCAUGAUAUUACAAACUUGUUGACCCUGUACCUUCGAGAGCUCCCAGAGCCAAUUGUUCUCUUCAACCUCUAUGAUGUUUUUAUGAAGUUCGCCAAAGAGUUACACCAGGUCUAUGAAGAGCUGAAGGAAUGUCAGACAAAGGAGAUACCCACAGCGACUGAUAAAGUACAGCAUCUCAUCCUGCAGGCCAAGGUCUUGCUGCAGAAUCUUCCAGUUUCCAACUACAACACUCUGGAGCACCUUAUCGGGCAUCUCUGCAGAGUGGCAGAACGAUGUGAAGAAAACAAAAUGUCUUCGAAUAAUUUAGGAAUAAUCUUUGGCCCCACACUAAUUCGAUCUCAGGCUCCAGAAGAUGCGGUUUCCCUGGUGAACUCUGGUUACCAGGCUCAAGUUGUAGAUUUUCUAAUCAUGUACUACUAUCAAAUAUUUGAGCCCAAGCAAGAUCUCAGUUCUUGGACUCCAGCAACGAGUAACUCUCCAAUGGAACCUACCGCAAACAGAGUGGGUGAGGACCUGAAUUCAGCAAAAGUCAGGAGCCAAUCCAUAGAGAGCCUGGUUCUGAAGCGACAUUCAAGUGAAGGAUAUGUGUCAGACAGAUCUUCAUCAAACGAAGCACUCGAUGACACACAAGACCAGCGAAGAGUCAGCUCGGAUAGCUGUGAGAUGGCAGGCCCGCUGGACAGACUGCGAGCUGGCUCAGACGAUACACACUCUCUGGACGGCCAGGAUGCGGAAUGCGACGGCGGCGCUGACUGCUCCCCGCGAAGCACCUUCAACCGGCAGCCCGGCAAAUACCAGCGGUACGGUCAGGCCAAGACCAGGCCCGUCAUCCCAAGGCCGUCGGCCCUUCCCAUCAUCACGGCCAACAUGCCGGCAACGGCAGAGUCACUCGACUCGGUGGCAGCCGAUGGCGGGGCGGCGGCCGCAGACCCCGAGAGGCGGGCACGGGCCAAGACCAGCAGCUCCAGCCGCAGCUCGUCACCAGACAACGGCACGCUGCGACGUACCGGUGGCAAGCACAAGCGAUUUGAGAUGACAGUGGGGACGGCUCGCUUGGUCUCCAAACUGCAGGAAAGGCGGCGGGUGGAGAACACCGAGGUGGCUGGAUUCCCGUCAACGCCUGAUGGAGGCCAGGGCUCGGUGUCAACGGCACAACUGGGGGACCUUGAAACAGAGCACGCGCAGCAUGCGGCCACCGCAAAUGACAAUAGUGGCAGCGCCCAACAGGGGAGCCUCGGAACAGAGUGGCCGCAGCACGCGGCCGAAAAGGCCGAAGAAACCGACCAGCUGCGGCACCUCAACACGGAGCAGGGUCAGCACCCGGACCCGCCGGGGCGCCCCGAGAUGGAGCACGCGGGCGCCGAACUGAACACGAACCAGUCAAACAACACCUCGAGCGAGCAGGCGCUAACACAGGGCAGGGACCGGCAGGACGUGGCGAGGAUGCUACACGUGCUGCGUCACAGGCAGCACCUCGAGGACAGGAAGGCUUAUUUCGUGUGAUUGGCGGGGCAGUGACGGCGCACUGAUGUCAGCUGACCCGCAGUGUGGUCUAACCUCUGACCCCAUCAAAAUGAACAGUUAAGCAAGAGAGUAGGAGCAGACGGAAAUAGGCCACAAGAUGGACGACCCAAGCAUUGUGAAGUGGGACAAGUAUAUAUUUUGCAAAUGUUCUCCUAUACAGAGAGACACAUAUAUUUUAUUAUAAUUGUGGUUCCUUACGACAUUUUUAUAUAUAAUAGACAUUCCUCGCUGUGAUAAAGACUGCUAAAUAACUAUGGGUUGAUAUCCAGUUAAUUCAGUGUAACACUGGUGGGAUCUCCACUCACUGUGUAUUUUGGAGAAUCAUGGUUAAAGUAGCUGGCUGAGAACAGAUCUCCAGAAUCCUAACAUAGUAUGAUAGUCAGAGCAGGUGAGCCAAAGGGCAUGAAGGUGCCAAUUUAUUUCUCUGCAUACUCAGGUUGGAGGAGCAACACCUUAUAUUCUGUCUGGGUAGCCUCCAACCUGAUGGCAUGAACAUCGAUUUCUUGAACUUCCAAUAAUGCCCCUCCCCCUCUCCAUCACCUUAUCUGCCUAUCACCUCCCUCUGGUGCUCCUCUCCCUUUUCCUUCAUCCACGGCCUUCUGUCCUCUCAUGUCAGAUUCCCCCUUCUCUAGUCCUGUAUCUCUUUCAUCAAUCAACUUCCCAGCUCUUCACUUCUCCCCAUUUCCCCCCACCACUCCCAGUUUCACCUAUCACCUUGUGGUUCUUCCUCCCCUCUUCCCACUUCCUUACUCUGACUCGUCUCUUUUUCCAGUCCCGAUGAAGGGUUUCGGCCCGUAACAUCCACUGGUUUCUUUUCCAUAGGUGCUGCUGGCCUGCUGAGUUCCUCCAGCAUUCUGUGUGUGUUGCAAAUGUGGUCGAAGGGUAAAUACAGGUCAGGACAGUGAGCAGAAUCCUCCUUGCAAUGAGGUGAUUAGAGGAUAAAAAAACUGAUUUACCAGAUAGCACCUCCAGCAUUGCAGCACUUGGUCAAGUAGCAAUGUAGAAUUUUGUGCUCAAAUCCCUUGAGUGGGAAUUAAACUCACAAAUUCCUCUUUCAGUGAGAGAGUUACUAACUGAGCGUUCAAAUGACUAUGUCAUAAAAUCCACUUCUUGUGAUCUAAAGAAAUUAUGGGUGAUCCUUGGUUUGGGAGUUUUGAGGGUCUCUGUGAAAGAGAAGAUCUAGGUUGCUAUUUUAAAAAAAAAUUGCUUCUCUAUGGUGCUCUGCCCUGUCCAAUAGAAACAUAACGUUUGAAAGAGCUGGUAACUUCUGAAUUGGAACUGGAUUUAAAGAUCCAGAGAUUGCUCAAGCUUUCCUCCAGAAACACGGAAACCACUUUUAGAAAUAUCUUGAAUCUGGCUCAAUAACUAGGCUUCAAACUGCCACUGAACUUCUGAAUAAGUCUAAAAGGAAUGGGAACAUAACAGGAUAUAGAAGCAGGAGUAGGACAAUUAACCCCCCCAUCCCCCCCGCCACUAUUUAAUGAGAUCAUACCUGGUCUUUAACUCACCACCAGCCUUCUGUAAUAACCUCCUUGUCUCACGAUUCCCUUAAUAUCUAAAACUCUGAGUUACUGGGUGUCACCAAGACAAUAUCUCUGUUGUCUUCGGUACAGUCUUCGAAAGAUUCAUGAACUUCUGCGAGACGAGACUGAGUUAUCCCUUCUUCUGACACUGGACAUUUGGAGAAACAUCUCAGCAUUCACCCUGUCACCCCUUGUAUGUUUCAUAGAUUUGUACCGGAGAGAAAAAGACUCUUCGACUUGUGUUAUCAUGUGUGUACGUAGAGAACUUCAUUUCCCAGUGGGCAAUGUGGGCAGUUCAUCGCGGAACCAGAAGGGACAAUCGUGAGCUGGCACGUGUGCUGGUUGAACAGUGUUGAGAAUAAAAUAUGCUAGUGUUUACUCACACCAGGUUUGUCUUUAUUAAGAACAAAUAUAACAUGGUGUCAGAAGUUAGUAUGAGAUUUAAAUUUUCUACAUGUAAUUGGCAAAGAUACUUUGGACAUCAAUAACAGCUUUCAAAUUGAUGUGAUAGCCUUUACAUUGGACACUCUGAUGACAAGAUAUGAGUAUUUUGUCCCAAGUAAAAACAUCACAUUUGAGAGAUUUUUUUUUUCCCUGUAAUCAAAAACAAGGUGUUAGCUUUGACCAAUACUUAGCUGAGCUUCAAACGCUGAUUAAGUCCUGUGAGUUUGGAGAUUUGAGAAACUUACUAGUUAGAGACAAUAUAGUUUGUGGAAUCCCAGAUAAUGUUCUCAGAGAAAGAUUGUUUCACAAAAAAGAUUUGACACUGGAAGAGGCUGUGGAUGUGCGUAGGCCAGCAGAGACCACACAAGCACAAGCUAAGGAGCUGCACAGGGCCAACGCAACAGUGCAUUCUGUGAAGACGGAGGGGCAGAGCACACGGUGUUUCCCAAAGCAAAGAGGAAGGCUCAAACAGCAAAUGUGGAGGUAGGCACAUCCCAAAGACGUGUCCUACUUAAGAGAUUCCUGCAAUAAUGUGGAAAGAAAAAUCAUUUUGCAAAGUGCUGCAAAAGUGGGGCUAUCGAGGGAAAGGUGCACAUGGAUUGCUGAGGAAGUCUUUGUGGAUUCUCUACAGACUGCUGGUGCUGGUAAUAACAGAAUGGGUCAUUCCAGUGACUGUGAAUGAGACAGUGAUUCUAUUCAAGCGUGACACCGGAGACCAGGUGAAUCUGUUAUCUGUGGAUGACUACAAUACUCUCAGAAUAAAGAGCAACAUUUAUCUGGUGAAGUUAAAAUUGACAGGCUAUACAGGAGAGAUCAUUCCAGUUAAAGGGAGUUGUAUAGUGACCUUCAAGCACAAGCAGCACCUAAAGGCACAGCUGUCGAUGGUAGAAAACCCAAGUACAGCCAGUAUUAGGUCUGAGUGCAUGUGUGGUGAAAAGAGUUAUUGCAGUGGCUUCGCAGUCCAAAUAUGACCACACUUUACUCAUGAAAGAGUACCUAGAUGUCUUUGAGGGGCUCGGAUGCUUACCUGGUAUACACAAGAUCCAUGUAGAUGAGACAGGUGCUACUGCUGUCCAUGCACGCAGGAAAGUUCCACUUGCACUUAGAGGCAAACUUAAACAAGAACUAGCACGGACGGAACGGGUAGAUGUCAUGCAGGAAGUUGAGGAACCAGCAGACUGGGUGAGCUCACGGGUCAUUGUGCAAAAGAAAAGUGGAGCAUUGCGGAUAUGUCUAGACCCAAGAGGUUUCAAUAAAGUCAUCACGAGAGAGCAUUUUAAGUUGCCAACACAGGAAGAGAUUAUGUGCUGGUUUGCAGGAGCCAAAUGGUUUAGCAAAUUUGACUAGAUUUUGGCAGAUGAAGCUUGAUGAGGCAAGUUCGAGACCAUGCACUUUUGACAUACCAUAGAGAAGAUAGCACGUUCUUCAACCACUGUGUGGGAUCCUGUACACACCAGAAGUCUACUCUAAAACCAUCCACAUAAUCUUUGUAGGCAUACCUGGUGUUGAGAUCAUGAUAGAUGACUUUAUCGUCUAAGAACAUGAUGCACAACUGAGAAAGGUGAUUGACAUGACACAGAAUGUCAAUUUGAAAUUAAAUAAAGAGAAAUGUGAGUUUGGUGUUAGGGGGAGACCGAUUUUCAUUGGAGAUGUCAUUCUGAAGAGGGAGUGAAGCCAGACCCAAGAAAGACGUCAGCCAUUGAAAACAUGGAGAGGCUCCAAAACAAAGAGGAGGUGAGACAUGUCUUGGGGAUGGUGACUUACCUGGCUAAGUUCAUGACUCGACUGUGUCAGCACCACCUAGGUCACUCCUUGAGCAGUGAACUGAGUGGAUUUGGUCUCAUUCAAGAUUCUGUCCAGAAUGCUCAUAAGUGUUGUUACUGUCCCUGUCUGGCAGCUCAUUCCAAAUACAAACUAAUCAAAAAAUUUCCAUUAUUUAAAAUUUCUUCCUCUCAUCUUAAGUCUAUGUCCUGGAGUUUUAUACAUCCCUACAAUGAGGACAGUGUGUGGCUUUUUACCCUAUCUAUGCCUCUCAUAAUUUUAUAUAUACCUCUUUUGUCACCUCUCUGCCCUUCAGUCUAAGGUUCAGCCUAUCUAAUCUCUCCUAAGAAUUUAAGCCCUCUAAUCCAGCCAACAUCCUUGUGAAUCUUUUCUGCAUUUUUUCUAGCUUAACUACAUCCUUCCCGGAAUGAGGAGACUAGAAAUUCACACAAUACCCAAAGUGCAUCCAAAACCAAUUUACAAAGUAUAUUUGUUAUCAAAGAAUGUAUAAACUAUGCAACCAUGAGAUUUUGUUUGCUUACAAAGCAGGAAACCUGAAAGAACUCAAUUAAACAAAAUAAUAAAGACCAACAUCCUAUGCGCAGAGAAAGAGAAAAAAAACACAGAUCCUGCAAACAAUAGAAGGGAGCACAGCUUUCCAAACCAAAUGGAGUCCUUAGAUCUGAAUCCCUGCAGUGGGUUCAAGCCUUGGUGUCAGCUCAUUCAUACUGGUGCGGGGGAAUUGCCACAAAGCACAGCAGCUGGGGCAGCCUCACCUCAGCGUCGUGGAAGGAGGAGUGAACAUUGUAGGAGAGCGAGCAAAACCAGCCUGACUCUUGCCUCCAGUCCUGACACCCUGCAUUUUCAGUCUACCCGGACCGGCGUUUAAAUUGUCCAAACAGCGGGUCGUGCCUCACAUUAGGACCCAGGCCUAGACCACAGCACCCAACCCAAAGCCAUUCUCAACCUCUCCAAAUUUGCUCAGCACUUAGAGCAAUUCAACCUCGUGCUGGGUUAGUUGGAUGGGAUUGCAACUCCUCUGCAUCGACGACUUCUCUUUGAAUCGCUCACUCCAACUCCACCUGCGUUGAUUUUGUUCAUCCUUUGAACUGACUGCCUUCGCUCACCUCUUCAUUGUUUGUGCUGAUAGUUUACUACAAUUUACUUAAGAAAAGGCGUUGUUAAUAUUUUUUUAGUUGAGUUUCUUGCCUCGCAAGCUACCAGUAAACUGUCGGUCACCUUCAGUUGCACCAUCUUAAACUGGAAACCAAUGCCUUCUUCAACUUGAACAUGACAUCCCAACACUUCCACUCCAUGCCUCAGCCAAUGACAGCAAGCCUGUGAAACUACCUGUGUUGUUACUUGCAGGAACUUUCUACCCAAAGGUGUCUUUGUUCAACAUCACUCUCCAUUCAUAUAGACUUCAUAUCUUAUUCAUAUCUGAAUUAAAUUCCAUCUGCCUCCUGUUCACUGUACCAUCAACUUUGGUGUCCUCUGCAAAUGCUCAAAUCAUGUCAUAUAUACUGUAUUCAUAUCCACAUCAUGAAUACAUAUGAUAAAUACUAUGAUAAAUAAUGGAGGACCAAGCACUGAUCCCUCCGCUGCAGCACUGGUCCCAGUCCUCCAGUCUGAAAAACAAGCCUUGUCUUACCACCUCCAAUUUGUAUCCAAUUGACUAGCUCAUCCUGGAUCCCAUGGUCUAACCUUUUGGACCAGAAAAGUCUACCAUGCUGGACUAUGUCAAAAGCCCUUCUAAAAUCCAUCUGAGACAAUGUCUAUUGCCCCGAGCUCAUCAGUCCUCUGGUCAGCUCUGGGGGCAAAGGAAAAAGCUAAAACAAAUUCUGGAGAUAAGAUUUCCCAUACCUACAGCCAUUCUGUUUAUCCCUAAUACAUUCUGGCAUUUUGAAAUGCAAGUAACUCCUGAACCUUAGAGACACCUUCCAAAAACUAUCCCACCACUGAUAUAAGGCUCACUGGCUUGCAUCAUUAGUCAUGACUUUAGCUAUCACCAAGUCUUCUCAUACCUUACUUACGGUUGACUCAAUACGAUCUCAACAAGCUUACCUCUCAUUCUUCUCUGCUCCAACAAAUCGAGACCCACCCUGUCCAACUUUCCUUCAUACACAAGUCCCUUCAUCUCAAAAACCAACCCAGUGAUUCUCCUUGGCACUCCUUCCAAUUCAACCACACCCUUCCUUAAACAAGGAGACCAAAACUGUAUAAGGUACUCCAGGUGCAAUCUUACCAGUGUUCUGGAAAGUUGUAUCAAAACUCUCCAAGGUUUCUAUUUUAAUAUCUCUCGAAAUAAAUGCCCACAUUUUGCUCAAUAAUCUCUUGUGAGGCAUCUUAUUGAAGCCCCUCUGAAAGCCCAAGCACACCAUAUCAAAUGGCAUAUCCUAUCCAUUCUGACAGUUACAACCUCAAAUGCUAAUGGAUUUUUAAAUAUAGUUUCCCUUUUAUAAACCCAUGUUUGCUUAGCCAGAUCCUGUACUUUCCUCAUGCCCUGUUGACACUGUCAUGCAGUAUAUUCCAGCAAGUUCCCUGUUGUGGUAUCAAGAUAAUUGAUCUUUAUCCCCUGUUUUCCCAGUCCAAAAUAAGACAAGGGGCAAUAUGACCAAAUGGAGAAAUGUCACCACAAAACUGUAUCCAUGGAAACCAUGAUCACACCAUUAUAACAUUAUGACACGCGACAUUUGCUCUCCGACAGAGCAUUGAACAGAUUGGGAGAUGAAAUUACAAUUGAUUACAGAUAUAUUGCCUCCAACUCAUACCAAAGAUUGUCAGGUCAGCUUAUAUGUCACUGUAGACCCACAUGGAGGUAUUUGACUUACAAUAGCCCAGUGAAAUGUCUUAGCCAUGUCUUCGGUUGUGCAAUGAACAGCCAAGAUUAACUUUCCAUUGAUAUUCACGAGCAAAGAAUGUAUCGUAUAAAAUAUUCAGAUAAAGUAUCUCACCAAUUCCCAUAAACCUCCAUGUAUGUAAAAGCCUAGAGCAGGGACAGCAUGCUGGUCAUUAGGUACACUUCCCAUUGACCAGUCCUUAGGCUGUAGCCCGCUAUAUGCAUUAUAAUUCAAGUGUUUGCCCAGAUGCCGUUUAAAAUUCAACUCAAUAAAAAUAUUGGUUAAUAAAAUAUUGGAGGUAGAAUACGGUCUGAGUUGGGGUAAAGGUUCUGCAAAUACAUGUAGGGAACAGUGGAAGAGGAGAGAAUCUCACUGAAGUGUUUUAAGCUCUUGUUGAAAAAGUGUGUUCUUGUUGAAGACCCCAGGCCCUUUGGUCCACAGGCAGAGAAGCUCAUUUCAAAACGAGACAUGUAAACUAUUAUUUAAAUAAAACAAUAUUGCUAAUUCCCAAUGAAUCAAAGUCCUCUUGAAAUCUAUCUGUGCUGUGAUCUGGAGAUCGACAUUAACCAAACAAGGAUUUUCAGAGACCCAUCACUUCACUUAUGACUAACACUUAGGAAUGCAUCAGUUUUCUUCUUUAAAUCCUUGCCCAUCUGAGGUCUGCGCGUACAAUAAUGUGUACCCUUUUGUUCAAAUCUCUUUGUUCUCCAAAGAGGCGGGAGGAGAAGAUGGCAACACGACGCACGCGCGCAGCUCUCCGGUGAAAUGAUAUCGUUCCUGUUAAAUAGGGUCCGUGGACAAUUCUGAUUUGAUGGCGACAGACGUGAAAGCACAGAGGAACAUCUGGAGAAAUUUCUGAAAUGCCGGUUCGCUGCCACUGCCACUGGGCGAUCGAGAAUCUUCCGGAGGGAAGGCCCCAAAAUCCCCGGCUUUGCUUGCUGCUGGCGGCCGCGGCUGAGGUCAAAUCGUUCGGAUAGAGAUGGUGCUUGGUACUUGGCGUCGGAGGGCUGAUCGGAGGCUCGAAGUUUUCGGACGACUCAGAGUCGGACUGUGGUCGGGCAUGGCAGGGAGAGUUUUUCUUCCUUCUCCCAACUGUAUGAGAUGUGGGACAUUUGAGAGACUUUGAACUUUUUUACUGUGCUCAUGGACUUCUUCAUCAAGUUAUGGUAUUGUUGCACUGUUGUAACUAUAUGUUAUAAUUAUGUGGUUUUUGUUAGUUUUUCAGUCUUGGUCUGUCCUGUGUUUUUGUGAUAUCACACCAGAGGAAUAUUGUAUCAUUUCUU
Molecule: messenger RNA, 12262 nt
Organism: Mobula hypostoma (lesser devil ray)
Lineage: Eukaryota; Metazoa; Chordata; Chondrichthyes; Myliobatiformes; Myliobatidae
Product: GEM-interacting protein-like
Exons: 22
Coding region: 611-4390 (1259 amino acids)
Biological process (GO): activation of GTPase activity; negative regulation of GTPase activity; signal transduction
Cellular component (GO): plasma membrane
Molecular function (GO): GTPase activator activity
Source: RefSeq, a predicted model, not a curated record